Molecule: messenger RNA, 1183 nt
Organism: Amaranthus tricolor (Joseph's coat)
Lineage: Eukaryota; Viridiplantae; Streptophyta; Magnoliopsida; Caryophyllales; Amaranthaceae
Exons: 3
Coding region: 215-967 (250 amino acids)
Source: RefSeq, a predicted model, not a curated record
CUCCAGAGGAGUCUAGACUCCUCCUGAAAUUUCACCUUAUGACACUCAUUAACUUUUUCUUACUACUAAAUAUACGGACUAAAAUUUAAAUCUUUAAUAACUUCCCUUUUGUGCUUUCUUCGUUCUUCUCUCGAGUUCCUUGUGAUCACUUUUAAUAUUAACCUAGGGUUUUACUACGUUGUGAAUUCUUUCAUUUGUUCUUUUAGUGAUACCAAUGGAGGAUUACGCUUCAAUUAAGAUUAAGAGGAAGGAUUUGGACGAAGUUAAUGACGAUUUUUCCGAUUUUUCUCUCUCUGCUCCCGCUCGUAAAAUUCGUCGCCUGGAUGCUGAGUCGCCGCACAUAAUUGCGGAGCAAGAGGCUGAUUUUGAGGUUGGGUACGAACAUCGCUUACCUGAAAGCACAAUGUUCAAUGGUUCAGAAAACAGAUCGAAGUCGGUGGUUAUUGAGGAACUACCUUCCGUUCCAGAGGAUGAAAAAAAAGCUAUUGUUCUGUUCAAACCUAUGAAUAAUAACCCUUUUUCUCAGAGGAAUUUAUCUGUUGACGCCAAUUUCAUAUCCAAUUUCAUAAAUGAAGGUUACUGGGGCAACAAGCUAAAUUUUAGUAGACUCGUAGACGAGGAUGAAUCUCUGGAAAAUGGCAACGAUAAUGACAAGGAGAACGCAUGUAAGGCUGUGAUCCCUUGGGUACCUUCUCAGACACUCAACCCAUUACCAGAAAGACUUGCUCCUCAAACAGAGGUUUUGGAAUCAAUGGAUGCAGAAGAAAUGGAUGUUGCGACAAUGGAGAUUGAGGAUGUGAAUGCAGAUGUUUCAAAUGUUGGACAUGAAGAACUUUCUAGACUUAAUGAAGGAUUGCAACUUCAACAGCAUCAACCGUAUCAGCAGUGUCAACCAUAUCAACAGCAACAUUGCUUGUUUCCACAACCUCCUCAAAAUACAACCACUCCCGUUGUGUGGUACAGGUGAUGAGGCUAUUGUCUAGUAAUGUAGGUUGGAAAAUAGCUGUGAUAGGAGGAGAUUUUGAGGGAAAUGUGUACUAAGACAUUUUUGACCAUUGUUAAAUAUGAAAUAUAUUAUUGAAUUUGUAAUUGUGUUACCUUAUUAAUUAAUAUUUACUUGUUAUAUGAUAAAUACUUUUAAGUUUUUUAUUUGAUUUGCAUUAUUUUUUAGGCUUUUAGAUGA